UUCAUCUAAUUAAUUAAUGGCGUCGACCCUUGUUAGCUUCUCCUCCUCCUCCGGUGGUGUUGGUCUCAAGUACGGCGGCGGAUCCACGCCGGAAUUGGUGAAGUCCGGCAGAGCCAGGGUGGUGGUGGUGAGAGCUGAAUUGGGUUCAAAUGUAAACCUUUCUGUUAGGAAGGAGGAAGCUCAGGUCACUGAUACUGUUCUUGUUGCUGAUCUGGCCAAACCAAACACUGCCUAUUGCAGGUGUUGGAGGUCGAAGACAUUUCCUUUGUGCGAUGGGAGUCAUGUAAAGCACAACAAAGAAACUGGAGACAAUGUUGGCCCCUUGCUUCUCAAGAAGUAAUUCAUUAAUUAAUUCAUGCUUUUUAUCACUUGUAAUAACAAAAUCAACCAAUUAAUAAAUUCAUUCUAUGUUCCUAAUA
Messenger RNA from Impatiens glandulifera, 419 nucleotides. Its product is annotated as CDGSH iron-sulfur domain-containing protein NEET-like. Gene Ontology annotation, molecular function: 2 iron, 2 sulfur cluster binding. Gene Ontology annotation, biological process: regulation of autophagy. The transcript has 2 exons. Gene Ontology annotation, cellular component: mitochondrial outer membrane; intracellular membrane-bounded organelle. The record is from RefSeq and is a predicted model, not a curated record. Lineage: Eukaryota; Viridiplantae; Streptophyta; Magnoliopsida; Ericales; Balsaminaceae. Bases 17 to 340 code for a protein of 107 amino acids.